Molecule: messenger RNA, 798 nt
Organism: Phytophthora nicotianae INRA-310
Lineage: Eukaryota; Oomycota; Peronosporomycetes; Peronosporales; Peronosporaceae
Exons: 1
Coding region: 1-798 (265 amino acids)
Source: RefSeq, a predicted model, not a curated record
AUGGGCGUAGAAGAUGAAGAUAACUCGGAUGACGACGACGAUUUCUUCGUGGACUUGCCGGUAGUGGCGCGCAAGUACAAGUCAACACCGUUCCAGUUGGAUGCCGUCCCUCAGGUUACUCCGGGAGAAAACAGUGACCAGGAAUUUAUGGACGCCAAGAAGGCUGUUAACACCAAUUCGGACACCGACACAAGCACCGAUAUGGACGUCGAUGAUGAAAAUAAGACGAGUGAGACUUCAAGCAAGGCGAACUCCUCCAAGAAGACGAGUAGGACUGGAGAUGGCAUUGCGAAACGACGCAACAAGAACAAGAAUCCCGACAAGCAGCUUCGCAAACACUCGAACAAUGUCACCCCCACUGCCGAGAGAAUGGUGGCACCCAAGAAAAACGCAGACGGCCACACCUCAUCAUAUUCAUUCAGCAGCUCAUCGGUAGUGGAUGACCAAGGCCGUCGAGUCACGACCGACCGCCGUCGCUAUGAAGACUCAACUGGCCGACUGAAAGCCGCGCAAGAACGGGAGAUCGACGGUAAGAAGAUGCGCACGACUUGGAGCCGCCAGAAUAAGGAGGACGAGGGUCAGCAUGAAUCGAUCUGCUCAAGUGGCAGUCCAGAGGAGUUUGAGGCACUACGGCAGCAGACUCCAUUUGAUGAGGCACAGAAGAUGAAGGUGAAAGGGCAAUUGCAGUCCGAGUCGGAUGUUGAAGAGAGAGGUGACGUUAACGACAGCAGCACUGGAGCAUGCCACAAUGGAGGAAGCACUGAUGGAGAAGCCGAAAUCAUCAACAGAGAAGAGUGA